GACAUAAAUCCAGUGCACGCAGCUGGCUCUUUAGCAGGGACCUACAUCCCCCCCACACUUCAAAGGCUUCCGCCCCUCUGGUACCCUCCUCUUCCUCCUCCACCUCUUCUCCAUCCAUUCCUCCGUUCAUCUCCCGAUCUCUGCGAGCAUGGAUGAUCCGAAAUGAAGGCGAGGAGGCGCAGCAAGAGAGCAUCGAAAUAACCGAGACAGGAGGAGACGGGAGGUGCCGCAGCCAGGCGUAGAGCAGAAUGCCGCUGGUGAAGAGGAACAUCGAACCUCGGCACUUGUGCCGUGGGGCCCUGCCAGAUGGGGUGACCAGUGAACUGGAGUGCGUCACCAACAGCACACUGGCGGCCAUCAUCAAACAGCUGGGCAGCCUGAGUCGCCAUGCUGAAGACAUUUUUGGAGAACUGUUCAAUGAAGCCAACAGCUUCUACCUGCGGAUGAGCAGCCUGCAGGAGAGAGUGGACCUGCUGGCCGUGAAAGUCACUCAGCUCGACUCCACUGUGGAGGAAGUCUCCCUGCAGGACAUCAAUAUGAGAAAAGCUUUUAAGAGUAGUACCAUUCAAGACCAGCAGGUGGUUUCCAGGACUUCUGUUCCCAACCCUGUGGUGGAGAUGUAUCACCGCUGUGACAAGCCUCCACCGCUCAACAUCCUCAGCCCUUAUAGGGAUGACAAGAAGGAUGCGCUGAAGUUCUACACCGAUCCGUCCUACUUCUUCAACCUGUGGAAGGAGAAAAUGCUGCAGGCCACUGAAGACAAACGCAAAGAGAAGAGGAGACAGAAGGGCUGUCCGGCCCACCCUGACAGGCCCCACUCCCGACAGGCCCCACCCAGGAGCCCCCUGUCCAUCUCUGAGCAGCAGAGGCAGGUGGAAGACCCAAGCAGAGAGGUCAAGAAGGUGCGUAAGGCUCGUAACAGGCGUCAGGAAUGGAACGUCCUCGCCUACGACAAAGAGUUCAGACCCGAUGCCAGGCUCACCCCCUCCCCUUACCACGGCAUGUCCUCUGAAGGAUCCCUGUCCCCAGACAGCAGAUCAAUGGCGUCCGAUUCCUACCCAGCAAGUCCUAACCACCCGGUUACCCAGGCCCCGAGCGCCCCCCAUCCCACUGACCACCAUGCCAGGGAUCACCUAGCCACCCCCCAGACACAGUCGCUUGACCGUGUCCUGAGGCCUGCCAACCAGCCCCCCGGAGCUGCGGGAGCCGGACCUCCAGGUCGACAUGUCGCCUCACUAGGCAGGACCCCAUCAGCACAUGGCGUCCAGGCUGGAGGAGAUCCAACAGUCAAUGGCCCGAGGCAGCAGUCGAUCAAGGACUACCGAGCUGGGCACGGUGGGCAGCCUUCCACCAUCCCAGAGUACUACAUUCCCCCGGCCCCUCCCCCACCCCCACCCACCAUCCCUUCCGCCCAGACCGCCUUCGACGCCGCCACCGCUCCGACGUCCGCUGGCGCCUCCACCGUCCCCCCCACCUCUUCUGCCCUCUCCUGCCACUACUCCCCCUCUCCUCCUCCUCCCCCGGCCAACUACGUUCCCUCACCCGCCCACCCACCUUCAGGCGCACCCCCAGCCGCCCCUCCACCCCCACCCCCCGGAGUCCCAGCGGGACACCAGGCUCACCCUUCCCCGGCGCACACUGCCGUUGGCCAAGCAGCCGUGGAUUCGGCACCGACAAGGAAGUCCACCAUGCUGGGGAUGAUCCCAAUGAGCGACGCCCGCUCCGACCUGCUGGCCGCCAUACGUAGAGGCAUCCAGCUGAGGAAGGUGCAGGAGCAGAGGGAGCAAGAGGCCAAGCGGGAGCCUGUUGGCAACGACGUGGCCACCAUCCUGUCGCGUCGCAUCGCGGUGGAGUACAGCGAAUCCGAUGACGACUCAGAGUUGGAUGAGAACGAGUGGUCUGACUAAAAAAUGAAAGAAGAAAAAAAUGAGAUGGGAGGCUGGACUGGUAGUGCUUACAGAGACCAUUAAGGGAGACAAAUGUUCCAUUGAGUUUGUAAUGAAGGGACCAGAUUUGAAGGUUUGCAUCGUAACUAAGAGGUUAAAUAGAUGAACCAUUUGUUUACACAAAUUGCUGGUUGCGGCUUGCGGAAGGCCGAGCAACGGGUUGAUAUUUUCAGCAUGCAUGGUUGCCCCUCACAACGCCUCUUCUUGAACUUUAGAGCCCAGAGGCUUUUGUGUCAGACCACCUGUGGUGUGAGGCACAACAAACACACCUUCCAUCUCUGCAGCCUACCGCUCAUUUUUAACCACAAACACGAGCUGUGAAAAAAAACAAACCCAUAAACAUUUCCCCACCCACACAUUCAAAGUGGUAAUUAUCAGCAAUAUGUAGGCAGUGCCCCUUGUUAGUAAGGGCUUUUGUGUUUACAGAACACAUGGUAUAGCACAAGAAAGAUUAAUGAUAGUGCAAUUUUUACUUAUCUGCCAAAUGUUCCAGGAGAAUUUGUGAAAACAAUUCAGGAGAAUCAGGGAAAAUGAUAGUUUAUUAGAAAAUGACUGUGCCUGUUUAGGAAACGUGCACAUUCUUGUUAUAAAUGCAAACUUUUGGGAGUUUGGUCCUACUGACCAACGUCCAACUGAAGGAUCCGCACCAACGCUCUUUAGGGGAAGUUGUGCACAUGUUCCUGUUGGAUGUUUAACAUAAGAAAUAACAUUAGCUGCACUGUUGAUUUACAUUCCAUGAAAAUGUUCAUUUAAAACCACACCUAAAUAAGCAAUUCGUAGGUAGGUCAAAUUUUAACGUUUUUUUUUUUGACUCAGUGCUUUCAGAUUUUUUCUAAAUGUUUCCUCAAAAUUACACUUUCUUUUCUCCCAACUUCCCGUUACAUGGCACAGAUCUUUAUGAACUGCCUUUUAGGGGCUAAACAUCGUUGUCCAGUGUGGCUGCUGGACCUCUGUGUCUUCCCCUCAAAAGUGUUACAAAGCUUUUAACAGUCUUCAUAAUACUUUCAAGUCCUCAGACUCAAAGUAUUUCACUUCUUUAAAGCCAUUGUUAUGCAUUGAAAUGCCCUUUUUAAAUCUUUGAAUUACUUCAUCAUAAAUAGCGAGAUAAUUAAAAAUCCUUAUUAUGUUUUUUUUAUAAACCCUUAAUGCUAUUGAACUAUUCUAAAAUUAUACUUAUAAGUUAACAAGGAACUUUAACUUUGUAGACAGUUGCCACAAUAAUUUCUAGAUCAUACUUUUUUAGCAGAGUUCUUUAUCAACUACAUGCAAGUGGCGUAUCUACCACUUUUAUAUAGUUAAUUUAUAUUAAUUUAUAUUGGAAACGAUUUGCUACCAUCUAGUGGUCAUAGUUGUGUCCCAUUUUGUGUAAUCUAGCUAAACAAAAACCACAAAUUCAUACCUAAUUUUAUGUGCUACAUUCACUUGAAAAGAAUCACGUCUUAAGUUCUACUUUUUUCAAGUAAAAACACAUAUUUCUAGUUAUUAAGUGCCACACAAAUUCAGACAAAUGACACUAAGGCUUAGUCUUAAUACCUCUAAUAAGGGUAGACACAAAAUCUAUAGCAGAAGUGUGUGAGUGGACGCCCUAAUGAGUGCUAUCUGAAUAGUGCAGGCAGAGGAAGCAGGAAGUUUCUAACCACUGCUAACAGCUAUACAGUUGCGCAAGAUCCUUUGUGUGACUGACAGUAUAGGCAGAGCCGACCUCGUCAAAUUAAAAAGGUUUUCGUAAUGUGUUCUCUGUGUCACACGUACAAAUAUACCCACCUUCAUAUGUUCUGGGUUUUAUGAAAAGAGCACUGUGCACUACAUUUGUGUAACUUCAGAUUUCAGUACCGGUAGUUCCCUUUCCAGAAAGCUGUAGUCCCAAUUUGAUCAGCAUCAUAUAUGUCUGUAUCCACCACAUCAUGGUGUCUGUAAGGCUGAAGGCUGUCUGGAGCUCCUUUCUUGCCCUGGAUAGAGUUCUUUCUGUUGACCCCAUGAAAGGUGAAGGAUAGGAGCUAUGAACAGGAGGUAGGAGCUAGAAUUAAAACUAUUUGGAUCGAUCCUCAGGUUUUGGCCCUGAUUAACAGCCACAUCACUCAUCCACCUAUCAGCGAUUUCCUAUGCUAAUAUAAAGCUCUGAAAAAAAGUUAUACGACCUCUUUAAGAUUUUGUUUAUAUAUCUAUAUAUUUAAAAUGCAAACAUUUAGUAUUUAUUUUGGAAUUUCAUCAUUACACUGCAAAAAAUUGAAAUCUAAAUAAGUCAUUUUUUCUUGCAAUAAGUGCA
This is a messenger RNA of Cyprinodon variegatus (sheepshead minnow), 4212 nucleotides long. Its product is annotated as wiskott-Aldrich syndrome protein family member 3-like. Gene Ontology annotation, biological process: actin cytoskeleton organization; positive regulation of Arp2/3 complex-mediated actin nucleation. Gene Ontology annotation, cellular component: cytoskeleton. The record is from RefSeq and is a predicted model, not a curated record. Lineage: Eukaryota; Metazoa; Chordata; Actinopteri; Cyprinodontiformes; Cyprinodontidae. Bases 249 to 1907 code for a protein of 552 amino acids. Gene Ontology annotation, molecular function: actin binding; protein kinase A regulatory subunit binding; Arp2/3 complex binding. The transcript is spliced from 11 exons.